Molecule: messenger RNA, 3294 nt
Organism: Lactuca sativa (garden lettuce)
Lineage: Eukaryota; Viridiplantae; Streptophyta; Magnoliopsida; Asterales; Asteraceae
Product: putative inactive cadmium/zinc-transporting ATPase HMA3
Biological process (GO): transmembrane transport; monoatomic cation transport
Cellular component (GO): membrane
Molecular function (GO): ATP binding; ATPase-coupled monoatomic cation transmembrane transporter activity; ATP hydrolysis activity
Source: RefSeq, a predicted model, not a curated record
CUCCCAUCGACACUACAAAUAACCACCCUUUCCUCUCACCGCUUACCAUUUACUUCGUUCCUCACUUGUUCGCACCUACUCUUGGAUAUUUGCCCCAAAAAUCUUCCAUUCCUCCUCGAAUUGGAGUAUUCGAUUGGUGAUUUGUGAUAUACAGAGCGAUGAAGGAAGAUUCCACAAAGGAUUUGGAGAAAAGCUAUUUCGAUGUGUUGGGUCUAUGCUGUUCAUCUGAGGUGCCACUGAUCGAGAAGAUUCUUAAUCCUCUUGAAGGCGUUCACCAUGUCUCCGUCAUCGUUCCUUCCCGAACUGUUAUCGUGCUUCACGACGCCGCCCUCAUUUCUCAGUUUCAAAUCGUUAAGGCGCUAAACCAAGCACGAUUAGAAGCAAAUGUAAGGAUGAAAGGAGUUCAAAACUAUGGAAACAAGUAUCCAAGCCCAUACGCCGUCGUUUGUGGUGUCCUCCUUUUGCUUUCAUUUUUGAAAUAUUUUUAUUCUCCAUUUAAAUGGUUGGCACUUGGAGCUGUCGCUGUGGGAAUUAUACCCUUAACUUUGAAAGCCUUUGCAUCUCUACGAAUUUUCAGAUUUGACAUCAAUGUUCUCAUGCUCAUUGCAGUUGGAGGAUCAAUUUUCCUAAAGGAUUACUGGGAAGCAGGCACAAUUGUGUUUUUAUUGAUUAUUUCAGAAUGGCUCGAGUCAAGGGCAAGUCACAAGGCGACUGCUGUGAUGUCAUCAUUGAUGAGCAUAGCUCCUCAAAAGGCUGUGUUAGCUGACACGGGUGAAGAAGUCAACGCUAACGAAGUCAAAGUCAACACAAGACUUGCGGUCAAAGCUGGGACCAUGAUCCCCAUUGAUGGAAUAGUGGUGGAGGGGGAAUGUGAAGUCGAUGAAAAAGCCCUAACUGGUGAAUCAUUUCCUGUGGGUAAACAGGUAGACUCCAUUGUUUAUGCAGGGACACUCAAUUUAAAUGGUUAUAUCAGUGUUAAGACUACAGCUUUAGCUGAAGCUUGUGUAGUGGCAAAAAUGGCAAAACUCGUUGAAGAGGCUCAAAAUAACAAAUCUAAAACUCAACGAUAUGUAGAUGAAUGUGCCAAGUAUUACACACCUGGUGUUUGUGUAGUAGCUGCCUGUUUAGCUGGAAUCCCAGCUGCUAUGCGAGUUCAUGAUAUGGAGAAAUGGUAUCACUUGGCUUUGGUGGUUUUGGUAAGUGCAUGUCCAUGUGCACUUAUCUUAUCAACACCUGUUGCUGCAUUUUGCGCCUUGUCAAAAGCAGCUACAUCUGGACUUUUAGUCAAAGGAGCUGAAUACCUCGAAAUACUUUCUACUGUAAAAGUUAUUUGCUUUGACAAAACUGGAACCAUCACUAAAGGAGAAUUCUCUGUCUCGAGCUUUCACCCACUCAUUGACAAUCAGAAAUUGCUCUACUGGGUUUCGAGCAUAGAGAGCAAGUCUAGUCAUCCAAUGGCUGCAGCACUUGUGGAUUAUGCGCAGUCUCAUUCUGUCGAACCACAACCAGAAAAUGUGGAGGAAUUCAAAGAUUUUCCUGGUGAAGGAAUUUACGGGAAGAUUGAUGGGAAAGAUGUUUAUAUCGGAAACAAAAGGAUCGCCAUUAGAGCAGGCUGUUCACAAGUUCAAAGCGAAAGCAAUGAAGGAAAAUCAACAGGGUACAUAUUUAUUGGAUCUUCACCUGCCGGAGUCUUUAGUCUCUCAGAUUCAUGUCGAAUCGGAGUACGUGAAGCGCUCCAACAACUCAAAUCAAUGGGAAUUAAAACCGCCAUGCUCACCGGAGACUCUCAAUCCGCCGCCAAUCACGCACAAAACCAGUUAGGAGGAGCAUUAGACAUGGUUCACGCAGAACUUCUCCCUCAAGACAAAGCAAAAAUCAUCAAACAAUUCCAAACGGAGUCACCAACCGCCAUGGUCGGAGACGGCCUCAACGACGCCCCCGCUUUAGCAACCGCCGACAUCGGAAUCUCCAUGGGAGUUUCCGGAUCGGCGCUGGCAAACGAAACCGGACACGUCAUUUUGAUGUCGAACGAUAUUAGAAAAAUCCCGGUUGCCGUGAAACUCGCGAGAAAAACCCGUCGAAAAAUAUUCGAGAAUAUCUUCAUCGCUAUCAUCACCAAGGCCGCUAUAAUCGCGUUGGCUAUCGCCGGCCACCCGCUGGUUUGGGCGGCGGUUCUCGCCGACGUCGGGACUUGCUUGGUGGUGAUUUUUAAUAGUAUGCUUUUGCUUCAAGGUACAAGUGUGAGAAGCAUGAAUAAUCAUUCACAUACGGGUACAAGUCAUUCGCAUAAUCAUGCACACGCACACGCACAAUGCUCGUCUGGAUCUGCGGUUCAGGAUAAAUGUUGUGGUCAUGAUGAGAAUGUACAAGAGGUGAAGCACGUGGUACAAGAUAGUUGUUGUGGUCAUGAUGAUGAUCAUGUUAUAACACCCGAAGAUGUUGAUGAUUGUUGUGCUCAUGAGGUGAAUCAUUGUGGACAAGAGAAGAAUGAUGACUGUUGUGCUCAUGAUGUUGAUGAGGUUCAUGAUCAUGAUGGUCAUGAUGAUGAUGGAAUACAAGAAGUAAAGCAUGCUGUACAACCACAUAAUUCAAAGAAAACGAUACAAGAAACGAAAUGCUGUAGUACCAAAGAUUUGGAAUCACAAAGUUGUGAGGUUAAAAAGAAAGGGGAAUGUAGUCAUAAUGAUGAAAAGCCACAUACUCAUUCCAAUCACCAUGAUCAUGAUCAUACACAUGGUCAUGGUCAAGAUCAUGUACAUGAUCAUUUGAUGGGUCAUGGUCAUGGGCAUAGUCAUGACCAUGAUCAUUCGAAGGACCAUGGUCAUGUUCAUUUGAAGAAGCAUGACCAUCAUCAUCAUCAUCAUCAUCAUGAGCAUAAGCAUGUGAAGAAAGAGUAUAUUACGAGUGAGGAGUUAGGGAAAAUAGUGAAAAGUUGUUGCAGUAGCAAGAGCAGUGGGUUGAAAAAGAGGCACAUAAGUGGGUGUUGCAAGAGCUUUACGUACAAGUGCUGCGGGAUUCAACAGUUUGGAGGUGGGUUCAAUAGAAAGGGAGGCUUGUCUGAAAUUGUGAUAGAGUGAAAUGGAUUUGAAGAUUUUCUAAUAUGGCUAUAGUUAUUGGGAAUUGAAGCUCUAGAAUUGGUGUAUAUGGGAUAAUGGGAUCAAAAGUAUAUGGGUUUAGUCUUUACUAUUAUAUAGCUGAUCUAUAUAUAGCAUUAUGUAAACUCUUUUGUAUGAGUACUCAAGUAACAGAGUCCAUAUUAAUUAUUGCUUACAAUGGUUUUUGUUUGGUUUUUUA